ACUGGCCUUGACGAAGAUGCAGCUGCGCCCUGAUGACGCUGGGCCCCAGACGUGCUGGAGGAUGCGCCCUCCUGGCUCGGACCAGCUGUGGCCUUCUGCCGUUUCGCAGCUGGCUGCUCGUCACUCGCAGGCGCGGCUCGCUUGCCAGACGCACUGUCCUCACCAGCUUCCGCUGGCUGAGAUGGCUUCGUAGUAGCAGAACUUUGGCUCUUGGCUUGCAGUCGACCGGAUCUUCGGACAGGCUCCCCCAGCCUCGUGACCUGCGUCCUGCUGGCCCUGGCUUCGGUGGAGGCUGCCUGAGCCCUGGCGGUCUUGUGGCCUGCCUCUUCCUUUGCUUUCUUUUCCUUGAUCUUUUGAGAUCGGAUGUAGGAAGGGGAAUUUGUCAAUUCCUCGUUCGUAUCGUCCGAGUUGUUGCUGCCCUGUGCCUGGGGCGGCUGCUUCAGCGGUGGCUGUCUCCUGGACAGCCGACGGGGAGUGUUGCUGGGUGGCAUUUUUGUUAGUUUUGCGUCUGUUUGGUUAGUUGAAAGUUGUUAUCGAGUUGAUUGUCGAGGUUCAGGUCUGUCGCAAUUAAAUCAACGAUAGAGACAUCUGGCGUCGAUGUUGGC
This is a messenger RNA of Emericellopsis atlantica, 605 nucleotides long. RefSeq lists its product as uncharacterized. The coding region runs from base 33 to 500 and encodes 155 amino acids. The transcript has a single exon. Lineage: Eukaryota; Fungi; Ascomycota; Sordariomycetes; Hypocreales; Bionectriaceae. The record is from RefSeq and is a predicted model, not a curated record.